This is a messenger RNA of Oncorhynchus kisutch (coho salmon), 3448 nucleotides long. RefSeq names its product tetraspanin-5. Bases 578 to 1393 code for a protein of 271 amino acids. Gene Ontology annotation, cellular component: plasma membrane. The record is from RefSeq and is a predicted model, not a curated record. The transcript has 10 exons. NCBI's taxonomy places the organism in Eukaryota, Metazoa, Chordata, Actinopteri, Salmoniformes, Salmonidae.
GCCUAAGUUUGCUAGCUACUUCAGUGGUUGUUGAACACAUUUCUAGUGGCAAAUGUAUAGACAUGGUAUUAACGAGAUAAUCAACGAGGGGCUCGCUUUAUGCAUUAUCUGGAAAAUAAUGCAACUUUGCGGAAGGUAAAUUCCAGUCUGCUUGCGCGUUCGAACACACAUUCUACAUAGUUCAUUAUUUUCCAUAGAACGCAUAGCCUUUUCUUGAGUAUCCUUUAUACAUCAUUUGAAGGAGCAAUGCUUUGAAAUGCGGGCUUUUAUUUUGAAGGUUUCCUCAUUAUCAUACGAACGUGACCUCGUUUGUGCUGCGGGCAGAAUACUAGUCAGUUAGUUCUAAAUACAAAGCCUAGUAGGUUGACGUUUGUUGCUCUUUCCCGUGUUGGAUUGUGCAUUGUUCUACUCUUGUCAUUGUGGCAUCCGUAUCAAGGGAUAGGCUACAUUAUGUUUAUUUUAUUUGGAUGAAUCGAGCAGGCAGCAAGUUGCUGGAGAACUGGAUCGCUGAACCUGCCACUUGCGAGCCCAUGAUCCCGUUGACUUGAAGCGUACUGUAUGUUGAUGAAAUUCAAGCAUGUCAGGAAAACAAUUUAAAGGUCAUGAAGUCAGUUGCUGCAUCAAAUAUUUUAUUUUUGGAUUUAACAUAAUAUUUUGGCUGCUCGGUGUGGCCUUCCUGGGCAUUGGACUAUGGGCCUGGAAUGAGAAGGGUGUUCUCUCCAACAUCUCGUCCAUCACAGACCUGGGGGGCUUUGACCCCGUCUGGCUCUUCUUGGUGACGGGAGGGGUCAUGUUCAUCCUGGGCUUUGCCGGUUGCAUCGGAGCGCUGAGGGAAAACACCUUCCUGCUCAAGUUUUUUUCUGUGUUCCUGGGGAUCAUCUUCUUCCUGGAGCUGACAGCUGGAGUGUUGGCCUUCACCUUCAAGGACUGGAUCAAGGACCAGCUCAACUUCUUCAUCAAUAACAACAUCCGGGCAUACCGUGACGACAUCGACCUCCAGAACCUUAUAGACUUCACUCAGGAAUAUUGGGAUUGUUGUGGCGCAUUCGGAGCGGACGACUGGAACCUCAACAUCUAUUUUAACUGCACAGACACCAACCCCAGCCGGGAGAAAUGUGGAGUCCCCUUCUCCUGCUGCACCAAGGACCCUGCGGAGGAUGUGAUAAACACGCAGUGUGGCUAUGACGUACGAGCCAAAACUGACGUAGAGCAGAAGACCUACAUCCAUGUGAAAGGCUGUGUGCCACAGUUUGAGAAGUGGCUACAGGACAACCUGACGCUAGUGGCUGGGAUCUUCAUAGGAGUUGCGUUGUUACAGAUAUUUGGAAUAUGCUUGGCACAAAACUUAGUUAGUGACAUCGAAGCUGUGAGAGCAAGCUGUUUAUUUACCUGAUGUCGCUGCCCGGCUUGACCCAGGAACGCACAGGUCUCUUCAGCAUGGCUACGCCAGUCUCAGAGCAUCAAAAGAUGCUAGAACUAGGAAUGAUACCACCUGCACCAUAUUCCGUCAUGAUGACUGGCACAUUAUGAUCCUUUUUAAAGAUGUUUGGGGUUGCAAAAUUCCUGUAAUUUUCCAGAAAUCCCAGUUGGAAGAUUCCUCCAAUCAGGAUUUCUGGAAAACCUGGGAAUUUGGGGAAGUUACCCACGCUUUGCAUCCCAUUUGUUCCAUGUGGUUCCAUCCAUGUGGUAAACACUGUGUAGAAAUGUACAGAAAAUAAUGAAGACAAAAAAAUUCUGGGGGGGGUGUUUGUAAAUGCACUGCAUGCCUAUCACAAUGGCAUAGGCUCGUUUAAAUUCAUGAUGUACAGAAGCUCUUAUUGACACAGGUAUUUUUAACAGUAAAAUGGUAGCUGUAUGUGGCGACUGAGCAUUAGGGAAGAGGGUAAUGGUGCUAGAAUACAAAUGUACAGUAGUAGUCGCAGCCCUCAAGUCGUUCGCUUUGAACUGCAGUAGCCUUGUAGGCUCAAGAGUUUCUGCGCAUUCGUUAUAUUUCAUGGCAUCUCUACCUGGGUGAAAUACAUACAGGUACGUUACAUACUUUCAAAUACUUGAGGUGGGCCUAUUUUAGCAAGAGUUUGGGGGGGGGGGGGGGGGGGGAACUAGUCAAUUGGUUCUAUUGUAACAGACAAGCUAAAUCAAGCACACUUCCAAGUAUCAAUGUAUUUGACCCAGGUCUGAUCUCUGCACACUCUACAUUAAAAUGAAUUGUCAAUACAUUCAAUGAACUGAAAAACUUCAUGUCCAUUUCUUGCUAUGGUAGUCUUCUGUUUUCAAUACCGCUAAGUGAAGUGUCAAUCUUUAGGAAUCCCUGUCACUUCAUAUUCAAUCUUGUUCUGAGGGCUGAAUGUGAUUUGUUCGAUUGCUCAGCGGGGGGAGCUUACAAUGACUAGUGAGUGAUAAAACAAACUCACUUCCUGACAUUUGUUGGUGGUGGAGGGCGUAACACAUGGGUUGCUGUGCUGAGGGUUCCUGGCUCAAAUCCCUGUGUGCUUUCGGUUUUCUAGCUCAAUGAUCAGUGAGUCAAAUUAAAUAAAUGCUUGUAGGGAGGUGGCAGGCGCGUUAGAUACAGGUUGAGACUAGGUCCCUGUUGAGGAUCCCCAUGUCUUGUUUUCCAACCUUGAACUUACUUUCUAAAGUUAACCAAUCACUUUUCACAUUUGUCUAACCAUUUGUGACUGGUUAAAGGACCAAAACCUAAGGCGGGUGGAUGGGGUCCUGGGUGGCAGAGGUCGUAACACGAGGGUGUCCAUGCAUUAGGUCCUUGGUUCGAUUCCUCGUGUGGCUUUUAAAAUAACCAAUUAAACUCCUUUCUGCCCUCAGAACAAGAAAAUAAGGGUUUGAUUCAAUCUGUAUCGUGGAAGAUCAGUGCUAUAGCGCAAUUGACACUUUUAAUGUCCUGCGCUCACAGAGAUUGCGCUCAUGGUAAAUUUUGCAUAUAGGCUCAACAGCUUCUACCCCCCAAGCCAUUAGACUGCUGAACAAUUCAUGAACAUUUACACUGAUACCCCCUCCCCUCUUGUACACUGCUGCUACUUGCCGUUUGUUUGUUACCUAUACAUAGUCACUUCGCCCCCACCUACAUGUACAGAUGACCUCAACUAGCCUGUACCUCUGCACACUGACUCGGUACCGGUGCCCCAUCUAUAUAGCCUGGUUAUUCUUAGUGUUACUUUUUUAUUCUAGCCGACUUGGUAAAUAUUUUCUUCUUGAACUGCAUUGGAGGUUAAGGGCUUGUAAGUAAGCAUUUCAAGGUAAAGUCUACACUUGUUUGAUUUGAUAUAUCGGCUCAAUCGCAAACUACCUUUAAAUUUCAAAUCACACUGAACUUCCACGAUAGGGAUUGAAUCGAGCCCUUUGUUUUUCUUUCAUUCCCAUGAAAUAAAUCAUUUUUGUUGACCUGCUGACAUUGUUAAUAGUACUAAUUAUUAUUAAAAGGACAAGACAGAAA